AGUACUACUAGGCUUGUACCUUGAUUGUAGGUCCUGACUUUGAUCCCCAUAUAUAGGCUGAUCUUUACACUGUAGUUUCAGUGACUUUCAUACAAAUUUUUUUUAGACUGAGAACAAAAAAGAUAGUGCCUGCUAAUAUGAGUUUGAUCAAGUCUUUUCCAGUUACAAUCUCCUCUUUUCCAUCUUUCAACAGUGUUUAACAUUUCUUCCCAUUUCCAUCUUUCAACAGUGUCUGCACAUGACAAUUCAAGAUUCAACUGAUAUAUGAUUUAAUGUUCUUAUUUUUUAAGAAAAUCUUUCUAUCUCUCCAGCCUUUCUUUCUUUCCUUAUUCUUUAUGAAGUGAUUAUUGAAAGUUAAUCUCUGGUUCAAUACUCUGCUGGGAGUGAAGAUAUCAAAUUUGGAUUGAAGAAGAAGGCCUUAUCUGCUACUUACAUAGUUAUUUAACCUUUUGGUUAUUUCAAUUUUUUCUACUAUUUAGCUUUUCAGUCGAGCAACAUGUUAGCUUUGCACAAUUGCAGAGGACAGCUGACAAUCUUAAUGUCUUGAGUGAUUAGGCAGAUCGCUAUGAACAAAGUUGGGCUUCUGGUUUUUGUGCUUUUCAGCAGUGAGUUUUUUCCAUUCGGCAACAGUCUGAAUGUUACCACCAGACCCGAUGUUGUGAACAUUGGAGCUAUCUUUUCCUUCAACUCUACUGUUGGUAAAGUUGCAAGAGUUGCCAUAGAAGCUGCUUUGGAAGAUGUGAAUUCUGAACCAGGUGUCCUCAAUGGAACUAAACUGAAGCUCACAAUGCAGGACACAAACUACAGCGGGUUUCUGGGCAUCGUUGAAGCAUUAAAGUUAAUGCAAAAUGAAACAGUGGCGAUAAUUGGCCCACAGCUUUCGGUGACGGCUCAUCUUGUUUCUCACAUCGCAAAUGAGCUCCAUGUCCCUCUACUAUCAUACGCAGCAACAGACCCCGCCCUGUCUUCACUUCAAUACCGGUUCUUUGUCAGGACAACGCAGAGUGAUCUCUUUCAAAUGGCUGCAAUAGCAGAUAUCAUAGAGUACUAUGAAUGGAGAAAUGUCAUAGCUGUCUUUGUUGAUGACGACCACGGGAGAAAUGGAAUCUCUGUACUCGGAGAUAAACUGGAAGAGAGCCGUGCUAAGAUCUCAUACAAAGCACCCAUGAGGCCUGGUGCGACUCGGAAUGAAAUCACCAACUUACUAGUUAAAGUGGAUUUAAUGGACUCUAGGAUUUUUGUUCUUCACACUUACCCUGAUUGGGGACUGGAAGUGCUUGAUGUGGCAGAGAAUCUUGGUAUGCUGGGAUCAGGCUAUGUGUGGAUAGUUACUGAUUGGCUUUCCACAGUCCUGGAUACCUACUCUCCUGUUUCUUCAAAUGUUAUAGCUAACGUUCAAGGAGUCGUUACAUUGCGCAUGCACACCCCGGAUUCAAAACAGAAAACAAAUCUUGUCACUGGUUGGAGCAACUUGACUAGUAGAAAGGCAAGCAAUAGCCCUUUUGGGUUGAGCACUUACGGUCUUUAUGCCUAUGACACCGUUUGGCUGUUGGCUCACGCUAUAGAUAAGUUCUUCAGUCAAGGAGGAAAUAUCUCGUUUUCAAAGGAUUCUAGGUUGACCCAACUAGGACUAGGAGGAGGAAAAUUGCCCUUUGAUGCCUUGAGCAUCUUUAAUGGAGGUGAGCUGUUGCUCAAGAGCAUUUCAGAGGUUAACAUGACAGGGGUGACAGGCCCGAUCAAGUUUACUUCAGAUGGUUACCUCAAUCAUCCUGCAUAUCAAGUAAUCAAUGUUGUGGGAAACGGGUAUAGGAGGAUCGGAUAUUGGUCCAAUUAUUCAGGUUUAUCUAUUGUGCCUCCAGAAAUACUUUACAGGAAGCCACCUAAUCGUUCCAGCUCGACACAACAACUACAUGACGUAAUCUGGCCUGGCCAAACAACACAGAAGCCACGCGGAUGGGUUUUCCCAAACAAUGGAAGGGAAUUGAGAAUUGGAGUUCCUAACCGAGUGGUUUAUCGUGAGUUUGUCUCAUUAGUACAAGGUCCAGACACGUUUGGUGGCUACUGCAUUGAUGUGUUCACCGCAGCUUUGAACUUUUUGCCAUAUGCUCUUCCAUAUAAGUUGAUUCCAUUUGGAGAUGGUCAUAACAACCCCAAAGUCAGUGACCUAAUCAGCCAGGUUUCAGCUGGUGUCUAUGAUGCUGCAGUGGGCGACUUUGCCAUCACUACAAAUCGAACUAGGAUGGUAGAUUUUACACAGCCAUACAUUGAAUCUGGCUUAGUCGUUGUGGCACCAGUCAGGAAGCGAAACCCAAAUGAAUGGGCCUUUCUGAGACCUUUCACUCCAAUGAUGUGGUGCGUUACAGGAAUCUUUUUCCUUGUUGUGGGAGUGGUUGUUUGGAUUUUGGAACAUAGAAUAAAUGAUGAUUUCCGGGGUCCUCCCAAGAGACAGAUCGUUACCGUCCUGUGGUUUAGCUUUUCCACUUUGUUCUUUUCCCAUAGGGAAAGAACUCUCAGCACUUUAGGCCGUGUAGUGCUAUUCAUCUGGCUGUUCAUAGUUUUAAUACUGACCUCGAGUUACACUGCUAGUCUGACCUCAAUCCUUACAGUCGAACAGCUUUCCUCACCUGUUAAAGGAAUUGACAGCUUAAUAUCAACUGGCGAUCCAAUUGGCUAUCAACGUGGUUCAUUUGCUGAAAAUUAUCUCUCAGAGGAAUUAAGCAUACCGAAAUCUAGACUUGUUCCUCUUAACUCAGCAGACGAUUAUGCCAAAGCCCUGAAAGAUGGCCCCAAGAAGGGUGGUGUUGCAGCAGUGAUUGAUGAGCAUGCCUACAUGGAACUUUUUCUCUCAACCCAAUGUGAAUUCAGCAUUGUAGGUAGCGAGUUCAGCAAAAUGGGUUGGGGAUUUGCCUUUCCAAGGGACUCGCAACUAGCAGUUGACAUGUCAACCGCUAUUCUCAAGCUAUCAGAGAAUGGAGAUCUCCAGCGGAUUCAUAACAAAUGGCUUAAAGGCAUUGCUUGCAGAUCACAAGGAACAAAGGAAGAGGUAGACCGCCUUCAACUAAACAGCUUUUGGGGCCUCUUUGUUUUGUGUGGUUUUGCUUGCUUGCUUGCUCUCUUAGUAUAUCUCGUACAGAUAGUGGUCCAGUUUGCCAGACACUACCCUGACUCAGAGGAACUUGCAUCUUCAUCAAGUGGAAGCUCACGCCCUGCACGUAUUCAGACAUUUCUUUCCUUCGUUGGUGAAAAGGAAGAGGUAGUAGUAAGCCGGUCUAAGAGGAGGCAAAUGGAGAGGGCCUCAAAAAGACACAGAAGUGAUGAUGGAUCUUUAAGCAACUUAAACACAAGUGUUAGGAACGAAGUAUAAUACUGUAUGUACAAGGUUCUCUAGAGACCUUUAGUUACAAAGUUUGGGUAUAAAAAAAAGUUGGUCUUUUGCGGCUGCACUGCAGGAUCACUGAAAUUAGUUUUCAGCCAUCUGCGUGUACAUUUGUUGUCAAAUUUCAUGAAAACCUAUUAAGGUGGGUGUAGACUCUAUUUAAUUGAGAUUAAGGUAUGUAAAUGGUUUAGUAGACGGUCAAAAAAAGAUGGCUAAUGGCAUUUGCAAAUUUGUUUACUA
Messenger RNA from Theobroma cacao (cacao), 3616 nucleotides. The record is from RefSeq and is a predicted model, not a curated record. NCBI's taxonomy places the organism in Eukaryota, Viridiplantae, Streptophyta, Magnoliopsida, Malvales, Malvaceae.